AUGACGCCGCGGCCUCUCACCUCACCACCCGGAAGCGAAGCCGGUUCCCUCCUCCUUUUCGGUUGUCCCUUUUUUAUUAAAUCAUUGCCAUUUCUUGACGUUUUUGAACGCGGGACGGGCCCAGCGGCGGCGCGGAGUCGCAAACCGAGGCGGGACGGCGAGGGGAGCGCUUUACGGCAGGACGUAACGGUGAAGGAAAGCGCGCCGCGUCCCUCCGCGCUUUGCGACAGAGCGAAGCGCGGGAGUGAGGGAGGAUCCAGCCCCAGGACAAGGCCACAGCACCAUGUCUCUGCCCCAUGGGAGCUGUCACCCUCUCCAGUGAUGAACAUCUCAGCAAGACUCUCGGCCACCCGCGGGGUCAGGAUGCUGCCCCAGCGCCUCUUCUCCCGGGCCCCAGAGGACAUGUCAUUGCAGAGGAUCCGGAAGGUUCUGUGCGUGGCUGAGAAGAACGACGCUGCCCGGGGGAUUGCGGAUCUGCUCUCCAACAGCAGGAUGCGGCGGCGAGAGGGGUUUUCCAAGUUCAACAAGAUCUACGAAUACGACUACCAGAUGUUUGGCCAGAGCGUGACUAUGGUGAUGACGUCCGUGUCUGGACACUUACUGGCUCAUGAUUUUAAGCUGCCGUUUCGCAAAUGGCACAGCUGCAACCCUCUGGCUCUUUUUGAUGCUGAAAUUGAGAAGUAUUGCCCUGAAAAUUACUUGGAUAUCAAGAGAACCCUGGAACGAGAAGUCCAGCAGUGCCAAGCUCUGGUGAUCUGGACCGACUGCGAUCGAGAGGGGGAGAACAUCGGCUUUGAGAUCAUUCACGUUUGCAAAGCUGUAAAGCCAAACCUCCAGGUUUUCCGAGCCCGUUUUUCAGAGAUCACGCUUCACGCUGUCAGAACAGCCUGCGAGAACCUCACCCAACCAGAUCAAAAGACAAGCGAUGCUGUUGAUGUCCGGCAGGAGCUGGACCUCAGAAUUGGUGCUGCCUUCACCAGAUUCCAGACACUGCGUCUCCGGAAGAUCUUCCCUGAUAUUUUAGCAGAUCAGCUGAUAAGCUACGGCAGCUGCCAGUUCCCAACGCUGGGGUUUGUAGUCGAACGCUUUAAAGCUAUCCAGGCCUUUGUUCCUGAAGCCUUCUAUAAAAUAAAAGUGACACACGAUCACGAGGACGGCAGCGUGGUCUUCAACUGGAAAAGAAACCGGCUCUUUAAUCACACAGCGUGCCUGGUCCUUUACCAGAUAUGUAUGGAGGAUCCGGUAGCGACUGUUGUUGAGGUUGGGAGCAAGCCAAAGAGCAAAUGGAGGCCCCUGCCCCUGGACACUGUGGAACUUGAAAAGUUGGCUUCCCGCAAACUGAAAAUAAACGCGAAAGAAACCAUGAGAAUAGCAGAAAAACUCUAUACUCAAGGGUUCAUUAGCUACCCCCGAACUGAGACCAACAUUUUCCCCAAGGAGCUGAACCUCUCGGCUUUAGUGCAACAGCAGACGCAGGACCCAAACUGGGGAGCGUUUGCACAGAGGAUUUUGGAUCAGGGUGGGCCAACUCCUCGGCGUGGAACCAAAUCAGACCAGGCUCACCCUCCCAUUCACCCCACAAAAUAUGCUGCAAACCUCCAGGGCAGCGAGCAGAGACUCUAUGAAUUCAUUGUGCGCCAUUUUUUGGCUUGCUGCUCUCAGGAUGCCAAGGGACAGGAAACAACUGUAGAGAUCGACAUUGCUAAUGAGCGAUUCAUUGCUCAAGGACUAAUGAUCCUGGCCCGAAAUUAUCUGGAAGUCUAUCCUUACGAGAAGUGGAGUGAUAAGGUUAUCCCACUGUAUCAGAAAGGGUCUCGCUUUCAGCCCACUACGGUGGAGAUGGUGGAUGGGGAAACCAGCCCUCCAUUGCUCCUCACGGAAGCGGAUCUGAUUGCUCUCAUGGAGAAACAUGGCAUUGGGACUGAUGCCACUCACGCUGAGCACAUCGAGACGAUUAAGACGCGGAUGUACGUGGGCCUUACAGCAGAUCAACGGUUCCUGCCAGGCCACCUGGGCAUGGGGCUGGUUGAAGGCUACGAUUCCAUGGGCUACGAGAUGUCCAAGCCUGACCUUCGAGCUGAGCUGGAGGCUGAUCUGAAACUCAUCUGUGAAGGGAAGAAAGACAAAUCAGUAGUGUUGCAGCAGCAGGUCCAAAAGUACAAGCAAGUCUUCAUCGAAGCUGUGGCCAGAGCCAACAAGUUGGACCAGGCCCUUGCUCAGUAUUUUGGAGAAGCCGCAGAAAUUGCAGAGCAAGAGGAGGUCUACCCAGCAAUGCCUGUUUCCGUUCGGAAGUGUCCACAGUGCAACAACGACAUGGUCCUGAAGACCAGAAAGAACGGCGGGUUCUAUCUCAGCUGCAUGGGCUACCCAGCGUGUAAAACUGCGGUCUGGUUUCCCGAUUUUGUGCUGGACGUGGCCAGGGAUGAGAGCGUCUGUGCUGUGUGUAAACCGCAUCCAGUUCACAGGCUGAAGUUUAAAUUCAAGAGAGGCAGCGUUCCACCCGUGAUGCCCCUGGAGUUUGUUGGUUGCAUUGGGGGCUGCGACGAGAUGCUAAAAGAGCUCUUGGACCUGAAGUAUUUACACAGGUCGUCCCAACCCAUGUCAGCAUCCAACCAGCAAGCAAACCGCUUGCAGGUCAGCAACUCCAGCAGGGCUGGCGGUGACAACCGGCACACAAGGGGGACCACAAACCUUGCAGCAGGACAUCUGCUCUCCUUGAGCUCCACGAGAACACCCAGACCUGCUCCUUCAGCCGCUCCAGACGACGGGAACAAUGCCGUGGUGUGCAACUGCGGGAACGAAGCCCUGCUCCUGACUGUGCGCAAGGAAGGGCCCAACCAAGGCCGGCAGUUUUACAAAUGCAGCGCCAGCACCUGCAACUUUUUUCUUUGGGCUGAUCAGCACUCAGAGGACAGAAGCGAGGUGGCUCCGCGGGGCUCUGCGCUUCCCCGGCCCUUUGCGGGAAGGGGCCCAGCAGAAUUCCAGCGCCCAGGAGGAGGGAGAGACCCAGGGCUCUUUGGAAGCAACAGCUCUGGUUCAAGAGGCGGCACGGUCUGCAAGUGCGACCAGCCAGCCAUCACACGCACCGUCCAGAAGGAUGGGCCCAACAAGGGGCGGCAGUUCCACACCUGCUCCAAACCCCGAGAGCAGCAGUGUGGCUUCUUCCAGUGGGCAGACGAAAACGUGGCGCCAGGGCCGUCUGGAGAUGUCUCUUUGAAUGACUUUGGCAGCAGUGGAUACUCCAGAUGGUUGGGAAGUAAAACCAAGAGACCAAGUGGUCUCUCCUCAGGAGCUACUGCCAAGAAACCACGGACCUGUAGCGUUUGUCACCAGUCCGGCCACACAAGGAAAACCUGUCCCCAAAAUCACUGAGCCUUGGCAGACACAUCUCUGGGGAGCCUGAAAGGUCCAGGGUCAUGAGCUGCUACAGGAGCAACUGCCGCUGAAAGGAACUGGAGUUGAGAAACGAGCCUGGCGAAUGGUUUCUGGAAGGGCAGGUUGCAGGACGCUGCUGCCAAGGGAGACCAUCCUCCUGCAGGAGUUCCAUGCCUGGGCAGUGAGGGUUCCACCAGCUCUGAAAGGUGGUUCUGCUGCUGCUGUCAGCCUUUGUUUUCAGCUGCUUUUCUGCUGAGCAGAUUGGGAUAGUCUAAACAUUUCAAAGAAGCGUUUGGAAACUGAAUCCGCAGAGAAAACAGCGCUGGAGCUUGUCCACCUGCAGCUCCCACCACGCUGGCAUUUCUACACAUCUGUUUUAGCCGAUGAAGAGCUGGGCCAUAGCUGCCAGGACAGACACCGCGGCUGCUUCUUGCCUCUUCUCAUUCCCAACCUUCCACAGUGUGGAAUUUUAUUUUAAGUUCCCUUCCAAGUUGACGUCACCUGAGCAACAUUCCCAUUUCUUUCUUGUCCCCGUGCCAUACCACUUACCUUGGUUGUCCCCAGCCGGGUAGGAUGGCCAGGUGCGGAGAAGCAGGAUCUGGAAUCUCAGCUGCAGGGCUCAGAAAAAGCCUUCAGUUUAGGCAGCUCCUGAAUUUGAAGCUGAGUUCUUCCUCAAACCUUGAGAUGUGCCUCUGUGAUGCUGCUAGCUAAUGGAAGUUAUUUUUGUCAAUAAGUUUCUUAUUAAACGAUUAUUUAAUUUUCA
This is a messenger RNA of Columba livia (rock pigeon), 4138 nucleotides long. It is a transcript of the gene TOP3A, whose product is annotated as DNA topoisomerase III alpha. Lineage: Eukaryota; Metazoa; Chordata; Aves; Columbiformes; Columbidae. Gene Ontology annotation, molecular function: zinc ion binding; DNA topoisomerase type I (single strand cut, ATP-independent) activity; DNA binding. Gene Ontology annotation, biological process: DNA topological change. The record is from RefSeq and is a predicted model, not a curated record. The coding region runs from base 1 to 3372 and encodes 1123 amino acids. The transcript has 21 exons. Gene Ontology annotation, cellular component: chromosome; nucleus.